Messenger RNA from Oncorhynchus masou masou (cherry salmon), 2878 nucleotides. Its product is annotated as lysine-specific demethylase phf2-like. The record is from RefSeq and is a predicted model, not a curated record. Lineage: Eukaryota; Metazoa; Chordata; Actinopteri; Salmoniformes; Salmonidae. The transcript is spliced from 2 exons. The annotation marks the transcript as partial.
AAGGAGCAGCAGAUGACCAAGAAAAGCAGAAGAGCACAAAAAAGAAGCCCCCUGCUGCUUUGAGGGAGGAGGAGGAAGAGGAGGAGCCAGUGAGGAAGCUGAGUAGGGACAGCAGUACUCCAGAACCAGACGCGGGCCGGGACUCUGAGCCUGGUCAGACCGACCAUGAAUACUCCUCUGGGGCAGGAGGGAAGCAGGCUGGGGGGCCCCAACCCAUGGCCCCUGGAGUCUUCCUUACACAGAGACGACCCUCCACAUUUUCAUCAUCUCACAACAAUAACAACAACAACACAGCCAAGGGGGAGCGAGGAGCCGCAGGAGGAGCAGGUGGAGCAGGAAAGGGUGAUGCAAAGGGCGAAGCGAAGCGGCUAAAGAAAGGCAUGGCGACGGCCAAACAGAGACUCGGAAAGAUCCUCAAGAUCCACCGCAACGGGAAGCUCCUCCUGUAACAGGAAGUGACUCGCUACGGAGCAUUGCCAUUGGCUCCUGCAGUACUCUUAGCAUAUGAACUAGCUCCAUCUCCUUUCCUUUGAUUGGUGCUGGGCUAACAGACAGACUGAAACAGUCAACAUUGGUUUUGCCUAUACUUAAAAAGUGUACAGAAUAAUUGCUAGAAAUAUUUUUUAAGAAAAAUGUGUCAUUUUACUACAGUCAGUUUAUCAGGGGGUCGCUAUGCUAUGCGUUAAACUAGGGCUGUGGCCCAAACGGCAGCCUAUUCCCUUUAUAGUGCUCUGGUCAAAAGUAGUGCGCUACAAAGGGAAUAGGCUGCCGUUUGGGAGGCGACCAAGAAGUUCAUCCAGGACCCUGAAAGUAUCCCUUCCAUGUAUUCAGUUGGAUUAAAGAUGUUAAAGAUUUAAAGAUGUUAAAGAUGUUAAAGGUUAAAGACAGUUUAUAGAGAAUUCAGUCCUACUAUUUCCAUGGGGGUUAUCAUUAACCUUGCAAUAUUUGUUUUAGAAUUUAAGAAAUAAUUGUUGCUUUCUGUCCUCCCAGACCAGACUUAGCCGGAAAUACAGUCUGUUUGUGCUAACAUUCCACCCCCAGACAUGUUAGGCGACAAGGAGUGGAAUGUUAGCACAGACUGGGUUUAGCACAGACACGCUAAACCCACACCUUCACUAGAUACACUCACCUCCACGUUAUUCCUUUGUUUGCUAAGCACUAUCAGUUACGAUAUAUUUAUUGUCCUAAUAUACUGUUUCAUGUUAUAGACGUGGAAAGGAAAGCCAACAAGGCACUUAAUAAAACAACUUGCGAAGGGAAUUUCACAUGUCAGAUAUGAUGAUGGUUCCAGUGUUCUACUGGAUUUCUCUGGUCGUUCUCUGAACGGUUUGUAAAAGAAACACAAUGAGAAAUGGUGUCUUUCUUUGAACUAAUGUUUUCACACCCAAACAAACAUAUCAACAUUAUUUCACAAUGUGCCAUUACUUCCGUUUCAAGACUUUCUUAAGAUAGAUAUUGUGAUUAUAGACCGUAUGAAUUAGCUACUUUAAAGACUGUAAAACAAAUAACCAAAUGUGUAAUAUAUUGUUCUAAAUUAGUACAAACAGUAUAUUACCACAGCUGACAUUCACAGUAAAUUAUCCUUAAAGGGAUAUAAUGUGGUAUUAUUAUCAUGCAUUAUUUAAUAAGGAUUUAUUUGGUAUUUCCAUAUCAAUAUUCCAUAAUCUAACAUUGACUGUAUUGCCAGUCAAUUGAAAUGAUCUAUCCCAAAUGGCACCCUAUUCCCUAUAUAGUACACUACUUUAGACCAGGGCCCUAUUCCCUAUGUAGUACACUACUUUAGACCAGGGCCCUAUUCCCUAUGUAGUGGCCAACUUUAGACCAGGGCCCUAUUCCCUAUAUAGUGGCCAACUUUAGACCAGGGCCCUGUUCCCUAUGUAGUGGCCAACUUUAGACCAGGGCCCUAUUCCCUAUAUAGUACACUACUAUAGACCAGGGCCCUAUUCCCUAUGUAGUGGCCUAACUUUAGACCAGGGCCCAUAUCUAACUCUCUAAAGGAGGAUCGUUAUUGAAACACUAAUCAUGGGCUCCUGAAGAUGCUGUAAAUCCCAUGUGUUCUAUGAUGAUCGGCCUCAUCCAGCUCUCUCACUGUGGCUACAUGGGGAUACUUUCACUCCUCUGUUGGCUUUAAGGCAGCAACAUAACCUUCACCUCUGAAAUAUGCAUCAUUUCUAUGGCUUGUUAUUCACAGUACAAUUUGUAGAAUGUAGCUUGUACAUAGCCUUUUACAGGAAUACUUUUUCUAUCCUUUUUUUUCUCCCUUAAUACUUCAUGAUUAUACAUUUCUACUAGUUUUUUAUUAUAAACAAAAUAUAUGUGAAUAUAUAGACAUGAGUCUUUUUGAUUUGAUGAGACCAAUGUUUGUUUUAUGUUUGUUUUUAACAUUGUUGUUUGUUAUUAGACUAAAAGGUGUUGCCUGGAAAACAACUGAAGAACAAAAUAACUUGAGUUGUUGUAUGGCCUUACAUUACUACAUUCACACAGCUACAUUACUACAGACACACAGCUACAUUACUACAUUCACACAGCUACAUUACAUUACUACAUACACACAGCUACAUUACUACAUACACACAGCUACAUUACUACAUUCACACAGCUACAUUACUACAUUCACACAGCUACAUUACUACAUUCACACAGCUACAUUACUACAUUCACACAGCUACAUUACUACAUACACACAGCUACAUUACAUUACUACAUACACACAGCUACAUUACUACAUUCACACAGCUACAUUACUACAUACACACAGCUACAUUACUACAUUCACACAGCUACAUUACUACAUUCACACAGCUACAUUACUACAUUCACACAGCUACAUUACAUUACUACAUACACACAGCUACAUUACUACAUUCACACAGCUACA